CCAAGGGGCGGGCGGGCAGCGGAGGAAUGGCGGUGUGGGUGCGAACGUGUGCAUCGCGACUUCUCGUCGCUUGUGCCGAGGCCAGCUUCGUGCAGAUCGAGUCAGCGGGUUUGAUUUUCGAUUUUGCCGUUGGCGGCGAACGAGAGGAGGAUCGGCGGCCCGACCGUACCCGCGAUGGUGAGGAGUGGUUUCAGGGUUCGACGAACGAAUGUGGAGUUGGAAACCACUCCCAAAACAGCCCCAUCGAGAAUCCCAACCCCCACGCCUGCGUUACUCGUACAGUCAGUAACCGCCACUGACUUAAUCUCGUGAGGUCGCACUGCAAUCUCCAUCAUGUCCCGCAGCGAGGCCCGCCCUAACUACCCCGGAAUCCCACAGUCCCACGUCAAAAACGAAUGACGAGUACUCAUCUCCUCCCUCAAGCAUAUCUCCCUCCAGAACCUCCCUCAAACUAUCCCCCAACUGCAGCGGGCUGCUCGACAGCGAAGGGAGUACAUCGUUGGCGGUAAUUUGAGUGUGCGCAGAUGGUGGUGAUUCGGGGCAAGGUGAGCGCAAGGGACAGCGAUAGCGGCAGCUGCCACAGCAUUGCUGAUGCCGAUGUGACGACAAGCACGGCCGUUCCGGUUCCCGUUUGCCCUGAGGGUGGACCGAUGAAGGAACCUGUGGCGAGCUCAAGGGUCGUGUGCUAGAGGUCUACGCACAAGCUACGACCCAACCAGCUGCGUUCAGCCCCAAGGUGAUCCAAAGCUGGCUGGGCCGCAGCUUCUGUCCCAAAGCAGCCCAAUCCCAGGGAAAUGGUGAUGAGCUGAGAAGGGUGAGGGGUUUGAUGCGGGAAGAAGGCGAUCGCUGCAAUCGGAAGGAUGAUUUUGACCGCAUCACAAAGGCGAGAAGAAGAUUUUCCUUGCCAUGUCCACUGUAACUGGAGAGGAAUCCGAGUAAGUUAAUGGAAGAGAUGAAGGCAGCCGCGGAGCCGCAGAUCCCAGCCCCAAGCGAACAACUUAGGCCAAAUGAAUCUGUUCCAACGGAAUGGCGGUCGCGGCGAUGGCGACGCGGUAGCGCGGUAGCCUUACUGUACAGUAGGCUGCCAAAUAUUGUAGACCGUCAAGUGGUGGGCUGUGGCGGCCUCCACGAAAGAGGUGCCGCGGCGGGAAAGGUUAUUG
Molecule: messenger RNA, 1160 nt
Organism: Fimicolochytrium jonesii
Lineage: Eukaryota; Fungi; Chytridiomycota; Chytridiomycetes; Spizellomycetales; Powellomycetaceae
Exons: 3
Coding region: 27-299 (90 amino acids)
Source: RefSeq, a predicted model, not a curated record